AUGAACAAGUCGUUUCCCAUCCUGAAACUCCCACGUCUUGCUCUAGAUGAAAUUCUUAUCAUGAUGAGGCCGUUUGAACUAAUUCAAUUCUCAAUGACUUCUUCGAAAUCGAGAAUCAUUCUGAAAUAUUUGCUGAGAGCGAGAGUAAACUUGAAGUAUAAAUUAGAAGUGAGCACAGACAACGAACCGAAAAUCACAAUGAUAGGACCGGAUUACACGUUUUUCGAUUGUCGAAUAACUUCCGAUAAAUUGAGAAGUGAGAAAACAGAAUAUAUCGAAAAUAUUGGUGGAAAAUCCGACAGGAUUUGGAUGUAUUCAGAGAAUGUGUUAAUGGACUGGAUGAGACUGUUCCAGAUAGUCAUGGAACUGUUCAACUUUGAACGACAUAAUGUGUAUUUUUGUCCGGAGACAUUCCCUGAUCAAAAUAAGUCAAUUAUUGAUUUUAUUGGAUCUCAACUGACAUCAGUGAAUGCCUGUCAUUUUUAUGGAAACAUUGUAGCCAAUCAAGAUGUGGAAUACGUUUUGAAGAAUAUCAAAGUCCCUAAGUAUUUGGAAUUCACAUGCAAACUCAUUGAUAAUUUCCAUCUGAAAUUAACGAAAAAUCUUGGAAUGAUUUGUAUUUCUGAUGGGAAUUGGUUUAAUUACAAUCACUUGAUUCAAUUAAAAGCUUAUGAAGUGGAGAUAUCCAAAUCUGAAAUCACGAAUGUGGAAUUGAAUGCUUUUCUAAUUAGAUGGAUGCAGUCGGAAUGUCAUCAAGACCUUGUACAUAUCGGAAUUUCGGUCAAUGACCCAGAAACAGUUGGUGUUAUUUUCGAUCUUCCUCAUGAAGUUAUAGACAACGAUGUGAUUAGAGAGGGUAGAACUGCAAGAUAUAAAGUGUUCCGUAUUCGAGGUGGAUAUGAUAUCAAGAGAAUAGAUGGAACCACUGGAACAAUUUAUUUCAGCAUGUUCGGGGACCAACUGAUGUUUAACAUGAUUGUCUUCUGA
Caenorhabditis remanei is the source of this 987-nucleotide messenger RNA. RefSeq lists its product as uncharacterized. Gene Ontology annotation, molecular function: protein binding. The transcript has 3 exons. Bases 1 to 987 code for a protein of 328 amino acids. NCBI's taxonomy places the organism in Eukaryota, Metazoa, Nematoda, Chromadorea, Rhabditida, Rhabditidae. The record is from RefSeq and is a predicted model, not a curated record. Gene Ontology annotation, biological process: embryo development.